Messenger RNA from Rhizophagus irregularis DAOM 181602=DAOM 197198, 1251 nucleotides. NCBI's taxonomy places the organism in Eukaryota, Fungi, Glomeromycota, Glomeromycetes, Glomerales, Glomeraceae. The record is from RefSeq and is a predicted model, not a curated record.
AUGACUUCCAGUCAACCUGCAGCGCCUUCUCAGACUGCUAACAACACUAUAACGGACACAACUAUGGAAGAAGCACUGUCUUCCUCUCCUACUCAUGCUCUUUCGCACAGCGAAAUUGAACUUACAUCACGUGACUUACACGAACAAGAUAUUCACACACAAACACCAAUCAUUGACAAAUUGACUAAUAUGGAUGUAGAUCCCAUAAAUACUAACACGAAUAAAGGAAAAUCACCGGAAACACAAUCAGCCACACAAACAAACAUCCCUAAUCCGUUACAAAUUACGGUGCUUACAGAUAUAUUUGCACAAACACCACAAGUUUCAAACAAAGCUCACAAAGGAUUUAUUCCCAGAGAUAGUUUCCCGCCGAAACUUUCUAACAACGAAAUUAUCAAUCUAAUAAAAACAACAAAAAUUCUUCAACCUAGACCAGGCUGUUAUAAAAAUUAUGGAUAUACCAUACAACUACGAUACAUCCAUGUUAUUAAACAUCUCGCUGUAAAAACAGGCAGCAACAUCAUAGACCACAAAGAAAUUAAAAAACCUCCAAGAAAAAUUCCCAAUCGCAACAACCGCGGACGUCCCAUUUUCAUAAAACCUGCUUACAAACAACUUAUUGUCCAAUUUGACAAACAAGCAGCAUAUAAUUAUUUCAUGAAAGAAAACUAUUGGAGCCUUGAAAUCGAGAACUUCGUAGUAAGGAUCUUACCUGGUAACCCCGAGGACCCUGAAUAUAAAAACCGCACCAGUAAUUAUUUUAAAAUCACUGGACUCCCCCUUAACACCACAGCCAAAGAUAUUGAACCUCUUAUCAAACACGUCUACGGACGAACUUGUACAUUUACACAAACCACCAAAUAUUCAACCAUGAAAAAUGCCUACAUUUACGUUUCACCUAACAAUUAUCCAGCGGACGCGUCCAAUGGAGCCUCCUCGCUUUUUGAAGGAUACAACCUCCACAUCCUACCAGGACACCUUUCACUAAAAACAUGUAAUACUUGUGGUUCACCACUUCAUGAGACAAAUCACUGUGACGACAAAAACUUCGAUACAAAUCAAAAUAACCGAAGAAUCUUCAAAAAACGAUUUAUUAAUCGUAAUGAGGAAAAAAUCACAAUUAGCGAUAACCACAAAACCAGGUUUAAUCAUGUCAUCACUUUAAAUGCAAACAAAAAAGCUCCUACAACGCCACAAAAUCCUAAACCCAAUCAAACACCACCGCAUGACUACAAUAGCAAGAAAAACUAA